This is a messenger RNA of Eutrema salsugineum, 1908 nucleotides long. Its product is annotated as transcription factor TT8. Lineage: Eukaryota; Viridiplantae; Streptophyta; Magnoliopsida; Brassicales; Brassicaceae. The transcript is spliced from 7 exons. Gene Ontology annotation, molecular function: protein dimerization activity. The record is from RefSeq and is a predicted model, not a curated record. Bases 175 to 1734 code for a protein of 519 amino acids.
AAGGAUUUAAAAUAGUAUGUGUACAUACAUAUUGCAAAAUCCGUGGUCCCCUAUCAUUAUAAAUCACCAUGAACCAAAAUAGCGUUUAUGAUGACAUCUAUAAUAUGAACAACCCUUCAAAGUACUCUGUUUAUUAGAGAGAGAAAGCUAACACAAGUUUUGAUCUCCGGGAAGAUGGAUGAAUCAAGUAUUAUUCCGGCAGAGAAAGUCAUCGGAGCUGAAAGAAGGGAGCUUCAAGGGCUGCUUAAGGCGGCGGUACAAUCUGUGGAGUGGACUUAUAGUAUUUUCUGGCAAUUAUGUCCUCAACAAAGGGUAUUGGUCUGGGAGAAUGGAUACUACAAUGGUGCAAUAAAGACGAGAAAGACAACUCAGCCGGCGGAAGUGACGGCAGAAGAGGCUGCUCUUGAGAGAAGCCAACAGCUCAGGGAGCUUUACGAGACACUUUUGGCCGGAGAGUCAUCGUCAGAAACGAGAGCAUGCACCGCGUUGUCACCGGAGGAUUUGACGGAGACUGAAUGGUUUUAUCUAAUGUGUGUUUCUUUCUCUUUCCCUCCUCCUUCCGGGAUGCCAGGAAAGGCUUAUGCGAGGAGGAAGCACGUUUGGCUAAGUGGUGCAAACGAGGUUGACAGUAAAAUCUUUUCUAGGGCAAUUCUCGCAAAGAGUGCCAAAAUUCAGACAGUGGUUUGCAUUCCGAUGCUUGAUGGUGUUGUGGAACUAGGCACAACAAACAAGGUAAAAGAAGAUGUAGAGUUUGUUGAGCACAUAAAGAGCUUCUUCCAUAACCACCCCAAGUCAAAUCCAAAGCCUGCUCUUUCUGAACACUCCAUCAACGUAGAUCAGCAUGAAGAAGACGAAGAAGAGGAAGAAGAAGUAGAAGAAGAAAUGACAAUGUCAGAGGAGAUAAGGAUUGGCUCUCCUGAUGAUGAUGACGUCUCGAAUCAAAAUCUACUCUCUGAUUUCCAUAUAGAAUCAACUCACACUUUAGACACACACAUGGACAUGAUGAAUCUAAUGGAGGAGGGUGGAAACUAUUCUCAGACAGUAUCAACACUUCUCAUGUCACAACCCACGAGUCUUCUUUCAGAUUCAGUUUCCACAUCUUCUUACGUCCAAUCAUCGUUUCACACGUGGAGGGUUGAGAAUGUCAAAGAGCAUCAGCAGGUGGAGAAAGCGUCGUCGUCGCAAUGGAUGCUCAAACAUAUAAUCUUGAGAGUACCUUUCCUCCACGACAACAAUAAAGAUAAGAGGCUACCGCGGGAAGAGCUUAACCACGUGGUGGCAGAGCGACGCAGGAGGGAGAAGCUGAACGAGAGAUUCAUAACUUUGAGAUCAUUGGUUCCAUUCGUGACCAAGAUGGAUAAAGCCUCAAUCCUUGGAGACACCAUUGAAUACGUAAACCAUCUUCGAAAGAGGGUCCAUGAGUUGGAGACUAUUCAUCACGGGCAAGAACAUAAGAGGUUGCGUACUUGCAAGAGAAAGACAUCAGAAGAGGUGGAAGUUUCCAUAAUAGAGAGCGAUGCUUUGUUAGAAAUGAGAUGCGAGUACCGAGAUGGUUUACUGCUCGACAUCCUUCAGGCUCUAAAGGAACUUGGUAUAGAGACUACAGGGGUUCAAACCGCGGUUAAUGAACAUGAUUUCGAGGCAGAGAUAAGGGCGAAAGUGAGAGGAAAGAAACCAAGCAUCGCUGAGGUCAAAAGAGCCGUCCAUCAAAUUAUAUCCAAUACUAAACUAUAGUCUUUAUAUAGAUUCUAACUUUAUUGGUUUUAUAUCCAAAUCUACAAAAGGACAUCUGAACUUAGUUUUUAUUUAGCCUCGUCUAUGUUACAUGAUCAGUUUACAUAUACACAACAUUGUCUAUAUUACUAUACAUGCAUUAUGCAUAUCAGAUUUAAUAUGGUGGAAAUAUUU